UGUUGAAAUUCCUCUUUGUUUCUGAUCAUAUUAAUAAAUAAAGCAGGUGCUUGUACUGUUGUGUGAGACGUGAAAUUGGGUAGAAAUGAAGUUGAUUCUUGGUGUUUUUGUUGUACUUUCUUUGACAUCCAGCAACUGCCAACCAGCGAUUUCAGACAGCGUUUUAGAAGUCGUUUCUCUUUUAACUAAUUCUACACAAUUUCAAAAUACAGUGCCCAACUCGAACUUGUUUUCUUUGUAUCAGAAAUAUAUCUACGCCAAGCAAUCUUUGAAGGAGCUGUGGAAGAUCGAUUCGGUUUGUUCGAAGCAAAUAUUUUCAGUUAUUGAAGGCAUCGAUAGAAACGAACUAUGGGCUCUUCAGAUGAUGGACGCAACAGCAAAGUUACCUGCUGGAGUAUUGUUUGGGAAUAUCCUUAGUCUAGGGAACUAUGAAGAAUGUACUGAGAUCCAUCACUAUGAUGGCAAUCUCAAAACAGAUAUCAAAGGACAAUAUUGUUCAGCUGUUGUGACCCUAGGAAAAUCUACUGUAGAUUUUGAUAUGCUCGCGGAGACCGAUAACCUAGUUGAAGCUGCAGAUGAGUUUGAUUUUACCAACGUCAGAAUGAUAUUCGGACUAUGUGUACCCUCUGGUUGCAAUUCCAGAGACCUUCAAAAUAUCAGUAAUGCUAUAUUUCCAGAUUUAGCACCAAUACGGAUGACUUUCAUGGAAAAAUUCUGUUCACUCGGGGAUACAGAAAAGGAACUACCAACUAGGAGUAUCAUUGGUUUAUGCAUAUUUUGUUCUUUCGGGAUCUUGCUAAUUUUUGGAACUCUCGCUGACUUAUUGGACCCAACAGAUAACAACGCCAUCCUCAGAUGUUUCUCAAUGUACUCGAAUGGAAAGAAGCUCUUUAGCUCUAAAACAGGGGAAGAUUCGCUUCUUUGCUUGAAUGGUUUGAGGGUUUUGAGUAUGAUGCUCAUAAUUUUGGGACACAGGUUCAUAAUGACCAAUGGGAUGCCCGCAGUAAAUAAGAUUGCUAUAGAACGGUGGAAAGAAAGUUUAGAGAAUUAUAUCUUCAUCGGAUUGGGAUUUGCAGUUGAUACCUUUUUUACCAUAAGUGGACUUCUGGUAGUUUAUUUGUGCAUGAAGGCUCACGAGAAGGGGCAGUCAAUACAGUGGGGAAUGUUCUAUCUACACAGAAUCUUGAGGCUGUCACCAUCGUUGAUCAUGAUUGUUCUAUUUUAUGCAACAAUGGUUAAUUUCAUACAACACGAGCCAUUCGCUAUCGUGGAUGAUUACGUGGGGCAACCCUGCAGAGAUUAUUGGUGGACAACUAUUCUGUACAUUGAAAAUUAUUGGAAUCCGAAUAAUAUGUGUGCUGUUCAUACGUGGUAUUUGGCUAUCGAUACUCAGCUUUAUAUUUUAUCGCCGUUAAUUAUUAUUGGUUUGAGGAAAUUUCCGAAGAAAACCAUUCUUAUUAUGGUUUCCAUAAUUUUGUUAUCUAUAUGUGCCGCUUUUGAAGUCACAUGGCAGAAAAAAUUGGGUGCGACCUUCCUGAAUCAAAACCCCCUGGAAUACAAGAACUUAUACACACCGACCCACAUUCGAGUGCCUCCUUGGUUGCUUGGAGCAAUUACAGGAUAUUUGAUAGCGAAAUACAAAGGCCAGAAAUUGAACCUCGACAAGAUAUCGGUUCUAAUUCUUUGGAUCAUUUCUGUGGGCUCAUUAUUAUUUAUCCUCUUGAUCCAGAAGGCUUAUCAUGACAAUGACUACAACGUGUGGUAUUCAGCUAUUUAUAAUUCACUCGCAAGACCACUCUGGGGUGCAGCAGUUUGUAUGAUCAUAGUACUGUGCGUCUUUGGUAAAGGCGGUAUUGUUAACAGCUUGUUAUCCUGUUCCUUAUUCAACGUGCUGAUAAGAAUGAACUAUGCAGUAUAUUUGAUUCACAUGAUGGUAUCAGUCAGUAUUCUAGCCAAAAUAAGGACGCCAAUAUUCCUAAGCAAUUUUACUGUUAUCCAUGAAGCAUUAGGAGAUUACUUCAUCGUCCUACUGAUAGCAAUCUUUUGGACUUUGGCCUUUGAGUCGCCAAUAAUUGCAUUGGAAAAAAUUUUAUUUCCCAGAGAUGAACGAUGCAAAAAUAAGUUGCCUCUGGAUAAAAACAAUUCAGACCUUUCUGGAGGAAGUUGUGAAACGAUUAUUCUCAUGAAAGUACCUUUCAAAAUUAAUAGAAAACAUUUCACGAAGCACCUUCCAGCCAUGCAACUCAAUAUCGCCAUUUUUUACGUUUCAUUUUACUUUUGCAUAAAUAAUUUUGGAAAUGUUGAAUCUUCAAAGUAUUUUAAGCAUACCGUUAAUAUUCUCACGAGGAAGUUAGAAAGUGUAGUGGACGAAUCCUUGAUCAACACGGAAUGUGGUAAAGAUUUGAAAUUGCUGAUACACGAUUUAAUUAAACGGAAAAAAUGGGCCAUUCAAAUGAUUGAUGCAAGUGCUAAAAUUGGAUCCGGUUUGCUUGUUGGAAAUAUACAUCAAGUAGGAAAUUUCGACGAAUGCCUGGAUAUCCGGGUUGAGAUUGAUAAGAGGAUGAUCACAGGACAGUACUGCAGCAUUUUAAUCAGUCCGAAAAAUUCCUCUGAAGUUUCCUCAGAAUUCAGGGCUUUUUAUGAUCCAUUGCACAUAGCAAGUUAUGUGAGCAAGAAGGCCAUUAAGUUCCUCCGAAGAAACGUAAAUUUUCUCAAAAUGUCAUACGGAAUAUGUCUUCCUUCUUCUUGCUCUUUGGAUAACAUACAAACUUUAUGGGAAUAUAUUGAGAUGAGUUUAUCUCCUCCAUUCGAAAUUCAGUUCAAUGAUCUUCUGUGUGAUUAUAAAGAUAAACCAAGAUUCAGCUUUGGAGUGGAACGCUACAUAUUAAUGGCCUUCGCCUUUUAUUUCUGUUUACUUCUUGGGGCAACUGUCUAUGAUAUUUUCUACUUCGGAGGAGAUGAGCUAUCUUUGUCGAGUUAUGUAUGUACGUUUUCGUUGAAGAGAAAUGCUCAAAAAUUAUUUUCGACGCAAUUGGGUGAAGACAACAUAUCAUGUAUCAAUGGUCUCAAGGUUUUGAGUAUGUUCUGGGUUCUUCUGGGACAUCGAGUUAUGGUUAAUGCUUUGUUGCCAAAUGUGAAUUCAUUAUUUAUUUUUGAGUGGAAAGACAAUAUGGAAAAUAUGGCUAUUUUAGGUGCUACAGUAUCUGUAGAUUCUUUUCUAACUAUAAGCGGUUUAUUAUUAUCUUAUAUUUAUUUGAGAUAUACGGAAAUAAAGAAUAUAAGGGUGAACAUGAUAUCUUUUUACAUGCUUAGAAUAUGUAGAUUAACACCGCCCCUUUUGGCCACAAUUCUGACCUAUAUAGCAGUCUUGAAAUUUCUCACAGAUGGACCAAUAUGGCUAGCUUUUUCAACAAAAAUGGCUUUCAAUUGCCUAGUUUAUGGAUGGAUGAAUAUAUUAUACGUAAACAACUUCUUGUCACUCAAAGAUCAGUGCAUUUCUCAAUCCUGGUAUUUAUCGGUGGAUUCUCAAUUGUAUUUCCUCUUUCCCUUAAUUUUCUUUUCCAUUAAGAGGUAUCCCACGAAAACAUUUUAUUGGAUGUUCAUUAUUGGAAUUUUGUCAUCUUUAACUACAAUCUUCAUAACAGUGCAUUAUGGAUAUAAUUUCAUUAUGGAUUUCAGAUAUGUAAAUACUAUUUAUCAAAGUACUUUCUUGAGAAUGCCUGUCUGGUUGAUAGGGGUAACUACUGGAUAUUUCGUAUUCAAAUAUAAGGACCAGGAAGUUCCCAUAAAAAGACAUAUAAAGACUUUAUUAUGGAUUUCGUCAUUCAUUAUUCUCAACGGAAUUGUGUUUGGUCAGGUUUUUCUCAUGAGGAAUGAAAAUAAAUCUAUAUUCAGUGCGUUAUUUAACGCUUUCGGAAGACCGUUAUGGGCACUGAUGAUUUGCUGGAUCAUAUUUGCAUGUGUUACGAAGAAUGGAGGAGUUUUGAAUACGAUGCUAUCAUUACCGAUAUUCAAUUUCCUUGCUAAAUUGACCUACAGUCUAUUCUUAGUACAUCUGUUGGUUAUUUUUGUGAUAUCUGGAAGGAGAAGACACACUGAUCAUUUCAGUAAUAUCAGAGCGAUCCAUGAAUUCUGUGGAGACGCAAUCUUCAGCCUAAUUGUUGGUACUUGUUUCUCCCUUCUAUUCGAAUCUCCUAUUAUAACAUUGGCGAAGAAAGUUUUCAGAAGAUUUGAACAACUCACAGAGGAAAAAGAGGUUUCAGUAGUGGAGGCAAUAAUAAGAUAUAAAAUGUGGUUCCUUCCUGUUGAUGUCUACACUCAUAGUAAAGUCGAAUGAGAAAGGUGUUCCUUCGAGAUUCGUGAGAAGAUAAGCCAUGAACAUUUGAUGGACGAACGAAUGUUGAAACAGUUAGUACCUUACCAUAUAAUUUGUAAUUUAUUGAAUAAAAUUGUUGGAACUUU
Molecule: messenger RNA, 4461 nt
Organism: Coccinella septempunctata (seven-spotted ladybird)
Lineage: Eukaryota; Metazoa; Arthropoda; Insecta; Coleoptera; Coccinellidae
Exons: 27
Coding region: 86-4336 (1416 amino acids)
Molecular function (GO): acyltransferase activity, transferring groups other than amino-acyl groups
Source: RefSeq, a predicted model, not a curated record